Molecule: messenger RNA, 3094 nt
Organism: Patella vulgata (common limpet)
Lineage: Eukaryota; Metazoa; Mollusca; Gastropoda; Patellidae
Product: protein MON2 homolog
Exons: 20
Coding region: 442-2910 (822 amino acids)
Source: RefSeq, a predicted model, not a curated record
CCUCCUAUGUGGAUUUGUGAGACGUGUAACAUAAAUUUUUGUUUAAGUCACUUAAAAAUGUCAGGCAAACUUUAAUAUGGCUCGUGUCAGUUUAUAACUCGUACGUAUUUUGGAUCUGGAAAUUAUUUCAGCACUUUACCACGUGACUAAUCGUUUGAGUGCGUGUAACCCGGUUGACAGCUGAAGUUGCAGUUUAUUUUUGUUUGUUGACAUUAUUAAUGCACUAAUCGAGUUAGGCCAAUCAGCAAUUUUAUCUAGUCCAAUCAUAAAUGAAUUACCAGUGACAGCAUCAGCAUUGUUUUAACGGGAUUUAUGAGUGAAUUAACUGAUUAUUUUAAAUUAAUCCACAUCAUAACAAUUAUUUUUUGGGUGUCACAAUAAUAUUUAAUCUAAAUUUGCUUUUAUUACCCAUAACUGUUUGACUUCAAUACCACAUUCAAAAUGGCUCAAGGGUCACAAUUUAAUCCAGCUGCAAUGAAAAAAUUAUUGGAAGGAAUACAGAAUGAUUUGAAAACGUUAUCAUCUGAAAGUAAAAAGAAGCAUGUAGAAGUUAAAGAGUCAGCAGAAACUAUCCAGUUGAAGUUAAGAACAAUUUCUGCUAAAAAUGAAAAUUUGAUAACAGGCUUGAUACCAGCGAGUUCUGAAAUUAUACAGCCAUUUGUUUUAGGGUGUGCUACUAAAAAUCCUAAGAUUGUACAGCUUAGUCUGUCAUGUGUACAGAAAUUGGUCUCUCAUGAGGCAAUCUCUACUGCUGCAGCUGAGGCUAUAAUUAAUAUGUUAUGGUCUUUAAUGGAAGCAGGAAUGGAGGAAUUAAAAUUAUUACAGACAGCCAUAUUACUGAUUACAACUAACUGUGUUGUACAGCAUGAUUCAUUGGCCAAGGCUCUGGUUCUGUGUUUUCGAUUACAUUUUACAAAGGACAGUACAACUAUAAAUACAGCUGCUGCUACUAUAAAACAACUCGUUAGUAUUGUGUUUGAUAGAGUCAUAGCAGAAGACAAACUACCUACAAAUGAACCGUUACCUGAAAUGGAUGCUGGUGAAUUAAAGGCAGGUAGUAGAACACCACCAACCUCAUUAAAACCAUGUGCUGGUGAUGCUUAUUUAUUGUUUCAGGAUUUAUGUCAACUAGUAAAUGCUGAUCAGCCAUUUUGGUUGCUAGGAAUGACAGAAAUGACAAGAACAUUUGGAUUAGAAUUACUUGAAUCAGUUCUCAAGACAUAUCCCACCAUCUUUCAAAAGUAUCCAGAAUUUAGUUUUAUGUUGAAAGAAAGAGUAUGUCCAUUGGUUAUUAAACUAUUCUCUCCGAGCCUGAAAUAUAGACAGGGAGUUCCCCCACCGCCCUCACCUGCUCCAGUAGAGAAACCUUUCUAUCCCAUAGUGAUGAGACUUCUACGUAUUGUAUCAAAUCUGAUCAAAAAUUAUUAUUUAUUGUUGGUCACAGAAUGUGAGAUUUUCCUGUCUCUGUUAGUGAAAUUCCUUGAUGCAGAGAAACCAUUAUGGCAGAGAUGUCUAGCUUUAGAAGUUAUGCAUAAAUUAUGUGUUGAUCCUGAAUUAGUUAAAAAUUUUGUGAUAUCUUAUGAUAUGAAACCACAUUCAACGAAGAUAUUUCGUGAUAUAAUAGAUUCAUUGGGUGCUUUUAUACAGUCUCGGUUUAUGAAUCCACCAGGAGGUCCGGCUGCUCAGUCAGGACUCAAAGCUCAGGAUAUCCAGGGUACACCACCAGCUCUGGUUGCUGGGUUACCUGUAGGAGGUGGAGUCAGUCCUCAACCAGCUUUCAUGUAUCGAGGUGUAUGGAUACCUUUAGUUAUGAAUAUUCCACAAGGUCAAACUAAGCCAAUCUUUUUAGAAAUGUUAGAUAAGAUAGAUCCACCACCUGUGUUAGAAGGUUAUGGUGUAACGGUGGCGUUUCAUUGUUUACUAGAACUGGGUAAAAGUGUACAGAUUCUAAUAACAGGAGAUAAUUCAGAGAAUAAAAAAGAACAAAUUAAAACUGAAGAUUCACAGGACAAUUCUGAUGAACAAAAAGAUGAUGUUGAAAGUAAACUACAGAAUAGUUUAAUAGAUUCGUCAUGGUGUGGAAUGCUUGCUGCUCUUUCUCUACUUCUAGAUGCCAGUACUGAUGAAGCAGCAACAGAAUCUAUAUUAAAAUGUCAGGAAUCUUACGCUAGUCUUUGUGGUCAGUUACGAUUAAAUACACCUAGAGACGCUUUUAUAACAGCUUUAUGUAAAGGUUCUCUUCCACCUCAUUAUACACUCACAGUACUCAAUACACAGAAUAAUGGCAGUAGUGGACAAAAAACUGCCUUGUCAAGAUCCCCUUCUCAAGAUCUGCAAGUCGCAGGAACAGAAGCCAUGGAACGUAGUCAUGUAGUAGCAGUAGGAACAGCUCUUCCAACUGCUUCCCUGCCUGCAGGUGCACAUCAGGGACCAGUCAUGUUAACAGCUAAAAAUAUACAGUGUAUGAGAGCGUUAUUAAGUUUAGCUCAUUGUAGAGGUGAUAUGCUGGGAAGUGCCUGGCAUCUAGUUCUGACAACUCUCCAGCAUUUAGUAUGGAUAUUGGGUUUAAAACCUUCGAAUGGUGGCAGUUUAAAAAUUGGUCAACAAUUGAACGAAUCUUCCAGUACAGUCAUUACAACAGCUGUCAUGGCGGAUCUUCAAGUUUUGUCAGCCAUGUUGUCACGAUUAUUUGAGAGUUCACAAUAUUUAGAUGAUGUAGCUCUUCACCAUCUUAUAGAUGCUCUGUGUAAAUUAUCAACAGAAUCCAUGGAAUUAGCCUAUUCUAAUAGGGAACCAUCAUUAUUUGCUGUGGCUAAACUUUUAGAGACAGGUUUAGUGAAUUUAUCAAGAGUUGAAGUUCUAUGGAAACCUGUGACUGCACAUCUUCUUGAGGUAAGUUUUUCUUAUUGAUAUAUAUGAUAAGUAAGUGACCACCCAAAAAAUGCCAACAGCAAGGUGAGUUUUCACUUCAUUCAUUGAUAAUAUUCUAGUAUGUGUCCUCCCUUUGAUCAUACACUGUAGCAUGUCCCACCUUUGAUCAUACACUGCAGUAAUAGCUUCCUUUGAUCAUAUUCUGCAGUAAUGCCUCCCUUUC